AUCACUCUGCGGUCGAUCGUUCAGUCGACAAGAGCUUCUCAUCUCGACCAGUGAUCAUCUCUGGUUCAUUCCUCCAGAAUUGCGUGCAUUGAAUGGUCACAGAGUGGAGUCUCUGAAAAUUUGAUUUUUCUGAUAAUGGUCCAUCUAUCACUUGGUGAACAAUAGCCUGGAAAUAUCUGGUGGAAUGGUGAUUUUUAUCAAAAUUUGAGUUCAAAGUACAGAGACAUAUCAAAAAGCUCUUGUGGUGGUAAAAUAGUGUGUUGGAGUGAAAUCGAUAUAAUUGUGGACUUUAAUCGUUUGAUAACGAACUUUGCAAAAUUCUUUCAUCCAUGUCCAAUUAACUAUUACACAUUUGUGUCUCUGCAAAAAUAUAUUUAUUGAAAUAUAAGAGUAUAAAUCAAUUGGGCUUAUCAGUGAAUGAGGGGUGAACAUUGAACCAAUUAAAGUGCUAUUUUUAUUAAUAUAAAAAAUUCUCAUCAAGUGCAAUGACAGUGAAAUUGAACAAGUUUUCAUAGAUUGCACACAAAAAAAAAGUUCAUAUGGAUUUAGUUUAAGUGGUUUUCAUAAACAUUUUAUCAAUUUUACUGUGGGAAAAGUGCUAUAGAAGUCAAGAUGAAUUUAAUAUUGGGAAAGAGUGUUAUAUUGUCUAGGAUGUAUCAGUAUCUUUCGUAUAUGUCUCCUAUUACUCUUCUUGUCUAUGUUCUUUUGAUCACGUUGAUUCUUCUGUAUAACAAAAGAAGGGCUCGAUUUGUGAAGCUGAUUGAUAAGAUCCCUGGACCCCCUGGAAUUCCGAUUUUAGGCAAUACCAUCGAAAUCAAUGUUGAUCAUGACGAACUCUUCACGAGAAUCCUUGGCAUGAGAACACUUUGGGGCCGAAGACAGGGCUUCUGCAGAGCAUGGAUUGGAACGCAACCCUACGUCUUUAUAUCGAAACCAUCUGUAGUUGAGCCUAUCUUAGGAAGUCCGAAGCACAUUGACAAGAGCUCUGACUACAACUACCUACAUCCGUGGCUUGGGACAGGUCUUCUAACCAGUUCCGGUGUUAAGUGGCAUUCACGGAGAAAGAUUUUGACACCGGCUUUUCACUUCAAAAUUCUUGAAGACUUUAUCGAUGUUUUCUCGGAGCAAAGCUCCAUUUUAGCAUCGAAAUUGGCUGUCGAAGUUGAGAAAGAGUCUUUUAAUAUCUUCCCUUACGUGACUUUAUGUACUCUGGAUAUUGUUUGUGAGACAGCGAUGGGUAGACAAGUCAAUGCUCAAAGCAACAGUGACUCAGAAUAUGUUAAGGCAGUUUAUGAGAUUGGUGCUAUUGUCUUGAACCGUCAGGCAAAGAUAUGGCUACAGCCUGACAUCAUUUUCCGCCGAACUAAACAUUUUGCAGACCAUCAGCGCUGCCUCAAGGUCCUCCAUGAUUUUUCCUAUCGCGUUAUCAGGGAGCGCAAGGAGAUGAUAAAGAAGGAGGAAUUGAAGAAGCUUCACAAAUUAACCAACAACAACAACAUUUCUGAUGGGACCUUUGUGGAGAGAGAUACCUCGGAUUCGGAGGAGGAGAGGAUGCAGUUCAUAGCUUCCAGGAGCAUGAAAUCGGAAUCUGAGGAAGAUGUGGUGGGCAAGAAGAAGAGACUGGCUUUCCUGGAUCUUCUCAUUGAAGCUUCCCAAGAUGGACAAGUUCUCUCCAAUGAUGACAUUCGAGAGGAAGUGGAUACUUUUAUGUUUGAAGGACAUGAUACCACGUCAGCUGCAAUCAGUUGGACGCUAUUCCUCAUCGGCUCUGACCCGGAAAUUCAAGAGCGGGUUAUUGAGGAAAUUGACUUAGUGAUGGGAGGAGACCGUGAACGGUCACCAACGAUGAAGGAGUUGCUAGACAUGAAGUACCUGGAGUGUUGCAUCAAAGAAGCACUCCGACUCUAUCCCAGUGUUCCUCUAAUUGCUCGACAGAUCAAGGAGGAUGUCCACAUUGACUCAUACACCAUUCCUGCUGGAACCACCGCCAUGAUCGUCACGUACAUGCUCCACAGAAACCCAGAGAUUUACUACAAACCCGAACAAUUCAAUCCAGACAGAUUUCUGCCCCAGAACUGCCAAGGACGGCAUCCCUAUGCCUACAUCCCUUUCAGUGCUGGCCCGAGGAACUGCAUUGGGCAGAAGUUUGCGAUUCUGGAGGAGAAGUCUGUGAUUUCUGCUGUACUCAGGAAAUACAAGAUUGAAGCUGUAGACCGGAGGGAAGAUCUGACACUCAUGGGAGAAUUGAUCCUACGACCCAAGGAUGGCCUGCGCGUUCGAAUUACUCCACGAAAGUAAAGGCAAUCUCCAAGAGCUGACGCCUGCUGACGACCAUCCCUUGUACAUAAGACAACCUUAAUAUAAUUUAUUUAAUGUUGAAUGAAAACAUGUGAAAUACCUCAAUUUUCUACAAUUUCAAAUUUGUAAAUAAAUUUAUUGAAUAAAUAAGAAAGAUAAAUUAAAA
Molecule: messenger RNA, 2464 nt
Organism: Phlebotomus papatasi
Lineage: Eukaryota; Metazoa; Arthropoda; Insecta; Diptera; Psychodidae
Gene: Cyp4c3
Product: cytochrome P450 4c3
Exons: 8
Coding region: 613-2298 (561 amino acids)
Molecular function (GO): monooxygenase activity; iron ion binding; heme binding
Source: RefSeq, a predicted model, not a curated record